This is a messenger RNA of Syzygium oleosum, 3537 nucleotides long. Its product is annotated as G-type lectin S-receptor-like serine/threonine-protein kinase At4g27290. The record is from RefSeq and is a predicted model, not a curated record. The coding region runs from base 1 to 3537 and encodes 1178 amino acids. Gene Ontology annotation, molecular function: ATP binding; protein serine/threonine kinase activity. NCBI's taxonomy places the organism in Eukaryota, Viridiplantae, Streptophyta, Magnoliopsida, Myrtales, Myrtaceae. The transcript is spliced from 15 exons. Gene Ontology annotation, biological process: recognition of pollen; protein phosphorylation.
AUGCACAAACAACUUCACACAAGGAAAAUUAAAAAAGAAGAUAUCGAUUUACCGUUAUACGAUCUGGCCGCCGUUGUAAGUGCCACGAACAAUUUCUCUGAUGACAAUAUGAUUGGGGCUGGCGGCUUCGGUCCUGUUUACAUUGGAAAUCUUCAGACAGGACAACAAGUAGCAAUCAAGAGGCUAUCAAAGAGUUCAGGGCAGGGUCUUGAAGAGUUCAAGAAUGAAGCACUCUUGAUAGCCCGACUUCAACACCGGAAUCUUGUCGGACUUCUAGGUUGUUGCAUCGAGGGAGAGGAGAGAAUCUUGCUUUACGAGUACAUGGACAACAAGAGCUUAAAUUACUUCAUAUUUGAUCAAGAACGAAGCUUGCUAUUGACAUGGAAAAGACGGUUUGACAUUGUUGUUGGUAUUGCAAGAGGACUUCUCUAUCUCCACCAUGAUUCCAAACUUCAAGUAAUCCACCGAGAUCUUAAAACAAGCAACAUAUUACUAGAUGGAGACCUAAACCCUAAGAUCUCAGACUUUGGCUUGGCAAGAAUUUUGGGAGCUAACGAAAAAGAAGCAAGCACAAAAAGAGUGAUUGGAACUUACGGCUACAUGGCCCCGGAGUAUGCUUGUGAUGGGAAAUUCUCUUUGAAGUCGGAUAUAUAUAGCUUUGGCGUGCUCCUGUUGGAGAUAAUCAGCGGAAAAAGGAACAAAGGAUUUUCCCAUCCUAGCCAUCACCACAACCUCAUCGGACAUGCAUGGUUGCUUUGGAGAGAAGGUAGGGCACUGGAAAUAAUGGAUGAAUGUCUGCGCAGCUCAUUUGACAGAACCCAAGUGGAAAUAUGCAUUCAAGUGGGUUUGUUGUGUGUCCAAAAGUUCCCUAAAGAUAGGCCGGCAAUGUCGUCUGCAAUUUGUAUGAUACUCAGUUGUGGAUGGGUCCUGCCUGAACCUAAAGAGCCUGGUUACUUCAUUGAAAGAAACUCGGGGUACUCCAAAGGCACAUCAUCAAAGGGAGACUCACAUACGCAAAAUGUAGUCACUCUGACUAUGCUGGAAGGCCGCAAGGCCAGAUUGCAAGUUGAAUUGCCUGACCUGGUACAUAGUCUCUUAGUUUCUCUUAAGAAGCAUGAUUUCUAUAUCAAGCAUAAAGAUGGGAAGAGCUACUUAAAAGUGGAAGCCGAUACUUUGGACAUGUAUCAGUCCAUCAGUUAUGGAAAAACAUUGGUUUCUUCUGACCAAAUCUUUGAGCUAGGAUUCUUUACUCCUGGCAACUCAAAUAUGAGCUACUUGGGUAUAUGGUACAAGUUCAGUCCUGAAAGGGUUGUGUGGGUUGCUAACAGAAACAACUCGAUAGCCCAUCCUAAGGGUGUUCUCACAUUUAGCAAUGUGGGCAAUCUAGUUGUUCUCAACCAGUGGAAAGGUGUUGUUUGGUCUUCGAAUUCGUCCAGGGUCCUCUCAAAUCCAAUUGCGCGGCUCCUGAAUUCUGGAAAUCUUGUUCUUUGGGAUAAUUCCGGUUCAAGUUCUGAUGAAGCCUAUUUGUGGCAAAGCUUCGAUUACCCAUCUGACACGCUUUUAGCCGGUAUGAAGCUUGGGCUGAACUUGAAAACGGGUCUCAAAUGGCAUCUGACUGCGUGGAAAAGCAUGGAUGACCCUUCUCCUGGAAAUUAUGUCUCUGGGUUAAACUCCAGUCAGGUUCUACCUCAGUAUGAACUAGUCCAGGUGGAUGUCCCUAGCAUAAAAUUUCGAACUGGGGAAUGGAAUGGAGUUCAAUUUGUUGGAGAUUCCUUUACACCAAAUCGAGCUACUCUGCCCACGUUUGUGUGCAAUGAAACUGAGAUUUCUUUCAUGUUUGAGGUUCAGAACAGUCAGUUUUUCUCGAUAAUGACAUUAAACUAUUCGGGAGUGCUGCAGGUUUUGUUGAUGAAUAGAUCAAGAAGCACCACGUGGAAUGUUAUGUAUGAGUUCCCUAUUGAUCCCUGCGAUUCCUAUGGCAAGUGCGGUGCUAAUGCCAUUUGCAGCCUUAGCUUGUGCAAAUGUGUGAAAGGGUUCAUGCCUAAGUCGCCUGACGAAUGGACGGUCCUUAAUUUUUCCAGCGGAUGCAAGAGGACAAUACCCACGAAUUGUUCAAAAGGAGAAGGGUUCUUGGAAAUUAAAAAAGUCAAACUGCCUGACCUGUUGGAGGUUACGAUGAACAAGAGUAUGAGCCUCAAAGAAUGCAAGGACGAGUGCUUGAAGAACUGUUCGUGCACGGCUUAUGCUAAUUCAGAUAUCAGAGCAGGAGGCAGGGGCUGUCUCAUGUGGUUUGCGGACUUGAUCGACAUGAGAGUGUUCGAAGAACAGAAUUACGGGCAAACUCUAUACAUACGCCUAUCAGGUUCUGAACUAGAUGCCAUUCGUGACCACACCAGGAGAAAAAUAAUUAUGGUUGCUGUUGUAUUGAGUUCAAUAAUUGGUGGAUUGCUUUUGGUCGGAACUGCAUUGUGGUGUCUAAAGCAUAGGAAAAGGAGAAUCACGAUAGAAGGAAUCACAAAAGAAGACAUCGAUUUACCAUUAUAUGAUCUGGCCACCCUUGUAAGUGCCACAAACAAUUUCUCUGAUGACAAUAUGAUUGGGGUUGGCGGCUUCGGUCCUGUUUACAAGGGAAAACUUCAUACAGGGCAGCUAGUAGCAGUCAAGAGGCUGUCAAAGAGUUCAGGGCAAGGUCUUGAAGAGUUCAGGAAUGAAGUACUCUUGAUCGCGCGACUUCAACACCGGAAUCUUGUCGGACUUCUGGGUUGUUGCAUUGAGGGAGAGGAGAGAAUCUUGAUUUAUGAGUACAUGGACAAAAAGAGCUUGAAUUACUUCAUAUUUGAUCAAGAUCAAAGCCUUCUGUUGACAUGGCAAAGACGGUUUGACAUUGUUGUCGGCAUUGCAAGAGGACUUCUCUAUCUUCAUCAUGAUUCCAAACUUCAAGUAAUCCACCGAGAUCUAAAAGCAAGCAACAUAUUACUAGAUGGCGACCUAAACCCUAAAAUCUCCGACUUUGGCUUGGCAAGAAUCUUUGGAGCUAACCAAAAAGAAGCAAGAACAAAAAGAGUCAUUGGAACUUAUGGCUACAUGGCCCCUGAGUAUGCUUUCGAUGGGAAAUUCUCUUUGAAGUCGGACAUAUAUAGCUUUGGCGUGCUCCUGUUGGAGAUAAUCAGCGGCAAAAGGAAUAGAGGAUUUUCCCAUCCAAGCCAUCACCACAACCUGCUUGGACAUGCGUGGUUGCUUUGGAGUAAAGGUAGGGCCUUGGAAUUAAUGGAUGAAUGCCUGCACAACUCAUUUAACAGAACCCAAGUAGAAAGAUGCAUUCAAGUGGGCUUGUUGUGUGUCCAAAAGUUCCCUGAAGAUAGGCCGGCUAUGUCAUCUGCAGUUUGUAUGAUACUCAAUUGUGGAUGGGUGCUGCCUGAACCUAAAGAGCCCGGCUACUUCACGGAAAGAAACUCGGUGUGCUCCGAUGGGGCUACAUCAAAGGGAGACUCGAAUACGCAAAAUGCAGUCACUCUGACUAUGCCGGAAUGUCGGUAG